Molecule: messenger RNA, 843 nt
Organism: Effrenium voratum
Lineage: Eukaryota; Dinophyceae; Suessiales; Symbiodiniaceae
Source: the annotation of a GenBank genome assembly
AGCUGCAGCUGUUUUGGCCCCACACGAAGCGGAGACCAUGCCAAGCUUGCUGAAGGCCCGGGCGGGCAAGCCCUCCGUGACGGAGAUGAAGUCCCAGCUCUCUGCGCUCCGAAAGCCCAGCGCCGCGCUUCUGGAGGCAUUGUUCACCAAGUACCAUCAGAUAUGCCUGGCCCACGACCCACCCUUGAAGGAGGUGCAUGUGGCAGAGCCGGACAUCAAUUGGAAGGCACUGAUACUCAGCCUGCCAUCGCCAGAGAACACAAAGGUCCUUGGCUGCGGCAUCCGUCGCGUGCUUCUGAAGCGGGCGGAGUGCGUCUACGACGGCAUCUACCGAUUUCAUGUGGAGAGGAGAGAUCUGACGCAGGCCAUGUUUGAGUUCCGAGAUGCGUACGACGACCCUUACCAUCACUACAAGGACAAGUCCUUUAAGGAUGAUGUGGACACCGCGCUCCGGGCCGCGGUGCUAUCUCACCUAGUGCAGUUCAAGGAGCUCCACUGCAAAGACAGCCAGAUGGAGCUUGUGAGUCACAUCUCCGGCAUCGCCCUGCCCUGGGAAAAAGCGGUGGUCCAGCACUUUCCUGUGACCUUUCGGCUGCUCUUGGAUUCCUUCCUCAAUGAGAACCAGAUCAUCUUGGAGAACAUCCAGCUGGACUAUUGCGAAGACCAUGGGUACAAGAUCAAAGAUGUGGAGCUCAGGGACAAGUGGCGGCUCUACCACCGAAGUCACGCACAAUAUCGCAUCAUCUCCACAGAUGAGGCGAUGGAACAGGACCACCUCUGAAGCUUCGGCAAAUAAUUGCGCGACUCGGACAUGUCCAGCGACCUUUGCGAGAUGUUUCGCGG